This is a messenger RNA of Nakaseomyces glabratus, 1086 nucleotides long. It is a transcript of the gene SCJ1, whose product is annotated as Scj1p. NCBI's taxonomy places the organism in Eukaryota, Fungi, Ascomycota, Saccharomycetes, Saccharomycetales, Saccharomycetaceae. Gene Ontology annotation, cellular component: cytoplasm. Gene Ontology annotation, biological process: protein refolding. Gene Ontology annotation, molecular function: Hsp70 protein binding. The record is from RefSeq and is a predicted model, not a curated record.
AUGAAACUUUGGAUUUGCUUGGUGUUUUUUGCACUAAUCCAGCAUGUGCUAUCUCAAGACUACUAUGCCAUACUAGGCCUGUCGAAGGAUGCAAGUGACAAAGAGAUUAAGUCUGCGUAUCGUCAGUUAUCCAAGAAAUACCAUCCGGACAAGAACCCAGGUGAUGAGGAGGCCCACCACAAAUUUAUUGAGGUUGGUGAGGCCUAUGACAUACUUGGUGAUCCCGAGAAGCGUAAGACAUACGAUGUCCAUGGUGCGGAUGCAUUCAAGAAUGGUGGACAAGGUCAACGUGGGGGCGGAUUCCACGAUCCAUUUGAUAUGUUUGAGCAGAUGUUUGGCAGACAAGGUGGCGGUUUCAGACAGACACAGAGAAGUCAGAACUACCAAGUACGCAACCAAGUUUCGCUGAAAGAAUUUUACUCUGGAGGUGAAGUUGAGUUUGAAAUUCCAUUGAAUGAUAUAUGUGAUUCAUGCCAUGGAAGUGGGUCUGCUGAUGGUAAAGUUAAAGUAUGCCCGGCAUGCCAAGGUAGAGGUGUUGUAGUACAAGUUAUUCGUAUGGGCCCCAUCACGCAACAGAUACAACAACAAUGUGGACAAUGUGGUGGUAAAGGUAAGACCAUUGAAAACCCAUGCAAGACCUGUAAGGGUCAUAAAGUUGUACGGAAGAACAAGCCAUUCCAUUUCGAAUUCCCGGGUGGUAUUCCAAGAAACCACAUCGAUAAGAAGAGUGGUGAAUCUGAUAAAUCCCCUGAUAUGGAGAGUGGUGAUAUUAUAAUUGAAUAUAACGAGAGUGAAAAAGAAAAUCUGGGCUACAGAAGACGUGGAAACAACUUAUACAGAACAGAAAUCAUUACUGCUAACGAAGCCAUAAACGGUGGUUGGACCCGAGAGAUAGAGUUCUUGGAUGAAAAGAAGAAGGUGAAACUAUCGAGACCAAAGGGCUCAAUCGUUAAUAAUGGCGAUAUCGAAAGGAUUAAAGGUUUUGGUAUGCCUAUCAUGGGAUCCAAAAACUUUGGAGACCUUUACAUAGACUACGUCGUACUCGUACCUAAGAGCCAAACCUCACCAAUAGAUGACGAAUUGUAG